UAUAACUCAUAUAAGAUAGAGAGAGAGAGAGCAGAAUCAAAACAACCAGUCUUUGUCUAUCUUUGUUCCUCAUCCUCUUUUUGUUUCUUGGAUGUUUUGUUUCUUCGUUUGCUUUUACGAUCAGAAAAACAGUACCAUGUUUGAAAGUUAGAUUCAUUUUGAAUAUUCAACCUUUGACAAGAUGAGGAACACCCACAAUCCAUAACAUUGCAAAUAGUUUGGAAUCUCAAAUGUUUAGGCUGUGGAAAUGGUACCAGAAUUGCUUGGGGUCUCACCCAGUUAAGACGCAGGUGAUUAGCUCUGGUUUGAUUUGGGGGUUUGGUGAUAUAGCUGCCCAGACCAUCACUCACUCCACAGCCAACAAGGACAAUCAAAUUCAAGCUCAUCAGAGAGAAGAGGAAGAGUUGAAGAUCAAUUGGAGAAGAGUGGCUACAACUAGCUUGUUUGGAUUUGGAUUUGUUGGGCCAGUUGGUCACCUCUGGUAUGAAGGUUUGGAUCGAUAUAUUAAAUCACGCCUUCUACUGAAACAAAAUUCAUUUCGGUUUGUUGCUUCUAAAGUAGCGAUUGAUGGAUUUCUCUUUGGGCCACUGGAUCUACUUGCAUUUUUCACUUACAUGGGUUUCGCUACUGGAAAGAGUGUUCCUCAAAUCAAGGAAGAUGUUAAAAGGGACUUUCUCCCGGCCUUUGUUUUGGAAGGAGGAAUAUGGCCAAUUGUGCAAGUAGUAAAUUUCCGAUUUGUACCUGUAAGGUAUCAACUCCUCUAUGCCAACUUCUUCUGCUUGUUGGAUAGCUCUUUCCUGUCCUGGCUUGAGCAACAGGAGGAUGUUCCAUGGAAACAAUGGUUGAAAUCUUGCUUAAGUUUUACCGAAUAAAAAGGCAAAGGUGGAUGAUUGCCCGCCAACUACUCUUUCAGUUUAUUAUUAGGUGUUAACUAAGCUUUUUUUGAAGUUAGGACUUAGUAAGUGAUCAAUUUGCUCUUGUGCCUUGUGCAGUCCUCACUAGUCGUGAGAUUUACUGAGUCGUGACUGUCAAUACAUGUUUCCAUACAUACUAAAUUCAUUUUCUUUGAUUCCAAUUGAGUAUUUCCAUUUAGUUUUCUCUGAUAUUACCAUAGUCACAUGUUUUA
This is a messenger RNA of Argentina anserina (silverweed cinquefoil), 1126 nucleotides long. RefSeq lists its product as uncharacterized. The record is from RefSeq and is a predicted model, not a curated record. Gene Ontology annotation, cellular component: membrane; cytoplasm. Lineage: Eukaryota; Viridiplantae; Streptophyta; Magnoliopsida; Rosales; Rosaceae. The coding region runs from base 231 to 872 and encodes 213 amino acids. The transcript is spliced from 3 exons.